GUUAAAAAAAAUACCAUGAAGCCAUGCCUACUGUUUCUCGCCAUUGCCCUUGCCGUAGUUGCUGGCGGAAAAAUCAAUAAAGAUACCCGGGCAUCACCGAAGAUAGAUGACGGCGGAGGGAACCAAUCCAGCCCCAAAGUAACCAAACCUGUUGACAUUGUCAAUGAACAGACCAUUACAACGGAGAAAUCCAAACCACUCGGAUCGGAACAUGGAAAAACAAGACGUUCGUCCAACAGCUCUAAAAGGAACAAAAGGGCUGUUCCUGCAUUUCUGGCUGCGGCAGCGAAAGAGCUAGGAGGAAAAGUCAUCAGCAAACUUGGUGAAAGGAUCGCGGAAGGUGUAUUAGAAAACCACCAGGAGAAGGUGGUGAGCGGUCUACAAAACUACCUGGGGAAACAGAUGGACAAGUUUGACGAUGAGUACAAGGACCUGUUGAAGGAGACCAGUGGACUGGCAGCGGGUUUGGGCCGUCAAGUAGAGGAGGCAGACAUCCAGCUUCUGUCAAAGCCAGGAGCCGCGAUGGGUAACAUGUAUGCACCACCAGGCUGGGAGAUCCGCCAUAAGUACAAGUACAAGGAUGACAGAAGUAAUGACAGGGGCAGCUCCAGCGGACAGGCCGCAGCCUUCACCUACCCAGCCGGACUAGGACCAGUUCUGAUGAACGGCUGCUUCGGUACCGGCUAUAAGAAUGGGGACCCCUGCUUUCAGGCCAAGAUUCCACGGACAGGUUGCCCUAACCUUAUCGAUGGAGCAACCUACCUAGGCGUCGGGUUUGACGGAAGAGGCGUGUAUUCUGCUGAGUCUAGGAAGAAAAGCAUCAUCCAGAGAUCAUGCAGUAACCUCCAAACAUACGGUGAGAACGAGGUUCCAGACUCCAUGACCGUUCAAGGCAUCUAUGACACCAACGUGGAGUCAUACACCUUCAGCUCAACAGAAGAAUAUCGGCAGUACCUAGCGGAGAAGUCGGCCGUUACGUCUGCCAAGGCGAUGUUCCAGGAGGAAAUCAACAAGGCGUCUGGAUAUGGAGCAGGGGGCGGACCUUUUGGUUUCCUGUUCUGGGCAGGAGGGGGCAAAUCCAGCCAGAGUGGCACAUCUAGCAAAUCAUCAGGAUUCACUGCGGCCUCCGGUGCUCGUGCCCAGCUAAGCGAGCAACAAACACAGACAUUCAUGGCUAUGUUGGAGAUGGACAUAUUUAGGUAUGAGAUCUUCAUGGACGACGUGACGCCAGACCGGCUGAAUGUAGGCUUCCUGCGAGAUUUUAUCUCACUACCAGAAUCCUACUUCUCUCCUGGAGCAGAAAUCAUCUUCCAAAACUUCUACCUCCGCUGGGGAACACACUACAUCAAGUCAGCCAAAUUUGGAGGCCAGCUGAAGAUCAUCAAAACAAAACAAGCUACGAAGGACCUGACGAUGUCUGAAUUCGCCACGAGAGCUGAAGCUGACUGGAAGAUGACCAUGAGCACCUUCUCAGCUCAGGCGUCACAAACCAAAUCCAGCAGCUGGUUCCAUGAGCACGAGACGAAGUCUGAGUCAAAACAAACCACGGGACAGACGGAUGUUGAUGAAGAGUCUGAGGCAAACAGACAAAAAGAGGAGCAAGAGUCAUCGCAAGACUACAGCAACGAGAUGUUGGUGGUGCAAGGCGGAGACCAGCAGAUUGCCGCGGCCAUCACGGAGAUGUACACGACAGCCCUAACAGCAGAGCUGAAGGACUGGUUAGAGUCUAUCAAAGACUACCCAAAACCCUUCUCCUUUGUGUUGCGACGAGUAACCGAUGUACUGAACAUCCCCUCUGACUCGCUCUUCCCUGCAGGACAGGUGGACUAUGGCUGCCUUGGUAAAACACAUCUAAAGACAGAAAAGGGGACGGGCAAAAAGUACUACAUACAAACAACAACAAAGAACAGCGAGGACAGUCAACACAAAACGAUGAAUACAACAAGCAUGGACGAUUCAACAGUGACAGUCUCUGAGAUUCGCUAUUGCAACUUCGCCGACCGCAAAGCCCUUGAGGAAAGCAUGAGUAAGAAGAGGAUGUCACUUGACCGUGCAGUAACGGUGUACCUGGAAGAGGGUCGUAUACUUAGCUCAGACUUCCUCCUGCCCGCCGGAGAGGCAGGCUGUGAAACCGCCAUGUUAGCCUUCCUCCAGGGGGACAACACCGGCGUGCCAACAUGGGAAGACAUGACCGGGGGGAAGGAAUUCACGGUCGUUUUUGACAUGCCCUACGACAUCCCUGGCAUCGUUCAGGCACAAGACGUGCUGGAACUGAAGUUCUUCCGUCAUCUGUGGUUUUCCAGUAGGAGGGGGUUCGUGCCUCAUCUGUACGAUGGCUACGAAAACGGAGAAAGCAAUGAUAUUCAAAGAAAGAAGGUAAGCGUGUUUGGCCUUGUGAUGACGUAUGAAGAAGAAACCGGUCUCUUCCAUGUGGCAGAUGACGACUUCAAUGCCUCUAAAGCAUUCCUACCAGAGUUACCAACAUGGGUAAAAUAUCGCAGCGUAGCCAGAGCGGAGUACAAGAAAUUACUCAACCACCUGGUUCAGAAACCUGAUACAGUUGGAGACGUCCCGUGUAGCAUCCAUUGGUCCAAUGCGCAUCGCUUUGACCCGACCGAUGGAGGAAAGUGCAUCCACUUCACUGCCGCGUCAGAAGGAGACAUCUUUGUUGUGUUCGCCAGCAUCCCGCAGAACCAUGAGACUUGGGUGUACAUACAGAUAUCGCCAGAGGGAGUUGUAUUGUACAAGGCAUUGCGGCUCCAGACAACCCAGCUUAGGGACAACGCCGGUGGUCUUGGCUCUGCAAUCCUGUACCAGUCCUACUUUGUCUGUGUGACUGAAGAUGUGGAGAAAAGGACCACAGUCAUUCAAUACGGGAAGACGCCUGACAAUGAGGAGAGACCACAUGUCUGGCUGAGUUUCACAUUCACUGAGCUGGCGUCCCUUCAGUACUACUCCUUCGGCAGCGGGGAGUCUCCUGUGAAAGUCAUGGGACUGUCUCUACUGGACAGGUCGGCAAAGGACUUCAUCAUCUGCCGAGAAGGGACGGAAAUGAUUAACGGGGUGUGUCAACAGAAAUGUCACUCCGAGUGUACAGGUUGUCGAACAAGUGGAUCAAAUUCCCCAAUGGACUGCAUCGCCUGUAAACAUCUGAAGGUGCCUUAUCCCUACACGGAGGGCCCACCCGACGCCUUUAAGUGUGUCGCGCAGUGUCCUAGGCAUUUUGAACCUAUCAAUGUUUUAAAAACCUGUACAUGUAUCAAAAGGAUGGAGGAGGCCCGCCCUGAUGGUGUUGUGGACUGUGUGACAGAGUGUCCCCUGACGCACUUUGAUGAUAACAAAGUCUGCAAAAAAUGCAGCAGCUUUUGUUCAGACGUCAGUAGUGAGGGGAGAAGAGUCUGCUCAGGCCCCGCUUCAGCAGACUGUGACACGUGUAAAUAUCAACAUGGCGGACAGUGUGUGGAAGGUUGCAGUCCUGGGCAAAAGGCUGUCAGAGGAGAGGACGGGUCUUUUAACUGUCACCAAUGUCGGUCUGGCUAUGAGUGUAAGCUGGGGGACGAGAAUGAAGACAUCUGCCCAGCCGGCAAGUACAGUAACGAAAACAGAACAGCGUGCGAGCAGUGUCCAGCAGGAGAGUUUAGCGGCAACCCAGGAGCGGCGUCCUGUCAGAAGUGUCCGGCAGGGGAGUACAGUACAGGCGGGGGUUCAACUUCAUGUUUAGACUGUCCAGCUGGGAAGUACAGUAACGACGGUAGUACAGCGUGCGAGCUGUGUGCAGCAGGAGAGUUCAGCAGCACUCCAGGAGCGGCGUCCUGUCAGAAAUGUCCAGUUGGGCAGUACAGCACAGGAGAAGGGUCUACAGAAUGUUUAGAUUGUCCAGCUGGGAAGUACAGUAACGAAGGAAGAACAGCUUGCGCUUCGUGUGCAGCAGGAGAGUUUAGCGACACACCUGGAGCGUUGUCUUGUCAGAAAUGUCCAGCCGGACAGUACAGCACAGCAGAAGGGUCAACAAAAUGUGUCGUCUGUCCAGUGGGCAAGUACAGUAACGAAGGCAGGACGAUGUGCAAGCCGUGUGCAGCAGGAGAGUUUAGUAACACUACCGGAGCGGAAUCUUGUCUAAAGUGUCCAAGGGGGAAGUACAGCCACGAAGGCAGGACAGCUUGCCAGCCGUGUCCAAUAGGAGAGUUCAGCAGCACUCCGGGAGCAGCGUCCUGUCAGAAGUGUCCAGCAGGACAAAGCAGUAAACCGGGAUCAUCUGACUGCAAACCACUAUCAGACUGCCAGGAUAUCCUCGACAUCGACGAGACCACGCCCAGCGGCGUGUACACGUUGGAUCCACGGGACAACCUUGGCAGCUUCCAGGUCUUCUGUGAUAUGGACACGGACGGCGGCGGCUGGACGUUGUUCCAGAGACGCCAAGACGGAACAGUGGACUUCUACCGGGACUGGGAUGACUACAAGAACGGCUUCCCUUCCAACCUGACCGGCGAGUUCUGGCUGGGGAAUGACAAAUUGUACCGCCUGGCCGUGCAGAAAGACUACCAGCUCAGGGUGGAUAUGGAGGAUUUUGAGGGGAACACGGCAUACGCGACUUACAGCAUGUUUGACAUCUCACCUGAAUCCCAGAACUACAAACUCCACAUUGGGUCUUAUAGCGGUAGUGCAGGGGAUAGCCUGUCUUUCCAUGACGGGAAACCAUUCAGUACCAAGGACAGAGACAACGACAACGCCUGUGCUCAGACGUUCAAAGGUGCUUGGUGGUACAAUGUUUGCCACAAAUCCAACCUGAACGGGCUGUACCACCUGGAUCCUUUUGAGAGUUACGUUACCGGUGACGGCGUCACCUGGACGCACUGGAAGAGUAACUACUCCUUGAAGCGUUCGGAGAUGAAAAUCCGUCCAACUCCAUAACUUUACACAUCAUAUUGUAUCGUUCAUGUCAAUGGAGCUGAAGUAAAAUUUGUAAAAGGUUAGCUGUUAAUCUCAGUAUCGAGAUUUUGAUAUUGAAUGCCUAUAUAUCUUGAUGAUAUAUAUCCGUUUGUGAUAUACAAUAUUGACGGCCUUCCUUCAACAAUAUGACCAAUAAUCAACUUCUAAUACUCAACUUCCAUUUACUUUAAAUCGUACGCUUAAAGCAAAAAAAUUGAAUCAGUAUUUCCAAUACAGAAGGAUUAUACUAAAAUGAUGUUGAAAUCCAUCAUAACCUCUGAGAUUUGUUUAAGCAAGAUAAAAAAAAACUCUUAUUGAAUUACUUGUCUUCAUAGUCCCAAUUUGAAAUGUUAUGUUCUGGAUCUGCUUUUUGGUUAUUCUGUAUUUUUGGAAAAAAGCGAGUCUAGGAAUGGUGGUUUUGUGGUAGAAGUAGACGUCCAUAGGAUAUGCAUAGCUUUUUCUUUCUUUUUAAAUUUUACUUAUUAUCAUAUCACUAGAUACAGGCACACAAUGUCCCUUUGGCGACAGAUCAAACCAAGUUUACGUACGAACAUAAUCUGACAACAUCCGAAAGCGAGUUUGCCUGUGAAUGGAUGGAAGAUAUCAGGUCUAUUACUGGUGAUUCUGUCGUAGAGGUAGACGCUGUGCCAAGUAGUUUUGCUAUUUUGAUAUUACUCUAGAAGUACGUAAUAAUUACAAGUAUAUGGUCUGUACAGCCAAGUCGUCGGAUACUGCCUGGGCCAUGAAGCAUUUUGACAUCCUUCUAAAAUACACAAUUGAUCUUGGUUAUUGAGAAUAAUAAAAAUAAGUCCAUAAUAGAAAUACUUGACCCUUGCAGUAAUACAUAUUGGCCAUAAUUCAUAAAGCUGCAGAUGAAAACCAGUUGGCUGUACAACAAUGAUGACGUCACAUUCUUAUUACCUUAUGCAUAAUGGUUCUUUUGAGUGAUCUCCAGCAUCAGUAUACCUCUCUUUUUAUUUUCUGUCUUUUUUGGCAUCAUGUGUCUCUCUCCGGUAGUUUGUGUUUUCUCUGCUCCUUUAUCAUUAUAUAGUUAAGUAAAAUACUGAUACAUCCACACACCCACACCGCUAGCACAGACUUAUAGCAAUAUUAAAUUUAGUAGGUUAUGAGUACAUAAACAUCAUAGUAGGUUGGGAGGAUAUAAACAUCGGAGUAGAGAAACAGACAUUAAAGCACAUCGAUACCAAGCUCAAAUUUCAAGAUAGCACAUGUAUCUUACUCAUGCCCACUACAUUAUCCCAAGCAUGCACAAAUCUAUCUACAUAUUGAGAUAAUGAUAAUGUUGAUGUUCAUCAUUGAAACCUAUAUUAGAACGCAAGAUGUAUUUCUUUUAUCAAACAUAUAUCCGCAUAUAUAUAGGUAACUGUAAGUAAACUUAGACCCCAGUUUUUGUGCAGUCUAAAGUCUGAUAAUUGAAAAGAGGAAAUACUACCUUUACCCUCUUCAGUUAAUACCCACGCAUAAACUGACCGGGUUUGAAACUUGUGCAUGUAGUCAACAUAAGAUAUCAUCUUACAUCCAUUAUAGGUUAAAGACUUUUGACUGCACGUCAAUGAUAUCAGAGGAUAUAUAGAAACAUGCAAUUUUAUCAGGAAGAUUAAUGUCUGAUGGAGAUAUUGAAAAGCUUUUUAAAAAAUGUAGUAAGACAACGUGUCAUGUGUUGUCAUAUUACCUUGUAACAGACAACGCACUGAUUGAAGAAACGUAAGGGUUAUGGUAAAGAUCAUGUAAAGGAAAACAGGUAGUAAAUGUUGAGCAAACCAACAAAAGAAGAAGAGUGAAAGAGAUUGUACGUAUCGCAUCUAUAACAAUGAAAUAAUUACCAGCACUGUUAUAUCUGCUAUGUAUCAUUGAGACUGGAGAUGUUAAGGCAAGAAGCUGAAUUUUUUUUGUUGAUUCUAAUAAAGUAAAAUUGCAACUGCU
Messenger RNA from Branchiostoma floridae (Florida lancelet), 6873 nucleotides. RefSeq lists its product as uncharacterized. Gene Ontology annotation, molecular function: protein binding. The record is from RefSeq and is a predicted model, not a curated record. NCBI's taxonomy places the organism in Eukaryota, Metazoa, Chordata, Leptocardii, Amphioxiformes, Branchiostomatidae.